Limulus polyphemus (Atlantic horseshoe crab) is the source of this 3291-nucleotide messenger RNA. RefSeq lists its product as uncharacterized. The record is from RefSeq and is a predicted model, not a curated record. Lineage: Eukaryota; Metazoa; Arthropoda; Merostomata; Xiphosura; Limulidae. The coding region runs from base 359 to 1012 and encodes 217 amino acids. The transcript has 5 exons.
AAUCAAGCGGUGGACAAAAGUGCUCGUCCUGAAAUACAACAAAAAGUAAAAGUAAAUUUGAAAGAUCUGGAGAAAAUAAUAUUAACCGGAUGUUCUCGAGUGUGUUCUCCAAAAUAUACGAACCAAGCAUAGGCCACUUACUAAACCUAAAGCCAUACAAGGUUAUUACCUAUAACUGCUUCUGGGUUAGAGAAUCAAAUAGUCUCGUAAAAGAACGCUCAGUUACUAUGAGAGGACGUGACGCAAGCGCGAAGAUCAGCGUUAAGCGCGGUUAACAGAGUGAACCAGCAAACGUCAUACUUUAUUCUACAAAUUGAUCGAGAGAAUAAAUCUGUGAAGACAGAGCCGUACAGAUAGGAUGUCUACCAUUUGUACACCUAGUGCUGGUAUGUUACCCUUCAUUGCCUUUGCUCUCUCCCUUGUAAGCAUCGUUCUUCAGCUGGUAGCAUUACCGUCUGACUACUGGGCUGUCAUAUACCCACAGAAUGAUUCAGAGCAUCAGGUUCAGAAAGGAAAUUACGGGUUAUGGACUAAGUACAUAAGAAGUUUUCCACAUUCAGCAGAACAGAAGACUUCAGCUGAUUUUCCUCUUCCGCCGCAUAGCGUCGCUGCAGGCGUUAUGGCAGUCGUCCACUUACUUAUGCAGUUAGCAUUUCUUCCUGCUGCAGUCACCCAUUGUGUGCAGGUUGUUAAGGACGACCAAGACCUAAUUCUAAACGCCAAGAUACUUAAUGUGGUGAAAGUUGUUCUGUCAAUCUUAGCAAUUUUCUCCAGUUUGCUUGUUAUUGUCUUUAUAACAGUAGAAGAGAAUCAGUCUUUUGAGACCAAGGUAUAUAAAGGACCAGCAUUUUGGGUGCAGAAUGCGGUGGUUUCAAGCAACGUUGUACUUUCGUUUGUAUGUUCACUUGAAGAUGUUCGACACACAGAAUUGGGAUCCACAAAGAAAGUAGAGAAAUGUCCAUCACAAGUUGGGGUAACAGAACAAUAUUCAAAUCCCUCGUAUACACCAUGAAUAUGAAUACGUACGAACACUGAGAUAUACGACUAUAUAAUUAUUCUAAAUAGACUUAUGUUGUGAUCCUUCUCUAGCAAGAUAACAGGACAGUUAUCACCACUGGCUAAGAGCGAAAACCAUUGUGUGCUAUAUCACGCAAUAACAAAACUGGAGUGUAAAUUGUUUAUUACUGUUAGUGGAAACUAAGCUACGGUUGCCUGUGUUGCUAGUUAACUAAAUUAGCAUCUGACAUAAGGAAAGAAAACCAUCUUAUAUCGAUCAGUUCUUAUCUCAUCCAAAAGUGUGUUACAUACAGUUUAUUACUUUAACACUUUAAAAAAUAUGUGUGCACAAUUUUUAUUUUCUAGUGAAUCUUUAACGAGUAACUUUUGUUCAAGUGAAACGUCAAAAUGUGUGUUACAGGCAGUUUAAUAUUUUAACACUUUAAAAAAUAUGUGUGCACAAUAUUUAUUUUCUUGUGAAUCUUUAACGAGUAACAUUUGUUCAAGUGAAACGUACAAAAAAAGCCGAACUUUGACAUAAAAAGAAUAGGUAAACUGGCUUUUAAAAUUUUCAGUAAUUUACCGGACAUGACUGUGGUCGUUUUUAAAGCUCUUCUCUAAGUCUCAGUCAUUAAACAAUCAAAUAUGAGCUGCGUAGUUUUAUCUGAAUGAGGAGAAUGGUAAGCUCCAAGAAUGUCACUACGUAGCUAAUGCACUGUAUACUUCCAAACUUUGUUAAAUAUAUACUCCAUGUACAAAAUAUCGCUUAAAUGAUAUAUAUAUACACAUAUAUAUAUUUGUAUUUAAAAAGAUGUUUAUUAGAUGUAGAUAAAUUCUAUAUAUAUAUGUGUGUGUGUGUGUGUGUGUGUGUGUGUACACACAUACUUAGGUAGAUAGACAGUUUUAUCAGAAUCUAUUUUGUUUUAACACUGAAAAAUCUUUUAAGUUUUUAGCGUUAAACCUGUUUUUUUUUCGUGCACGUAUUAAUUCAGUGUUUAAGUUCGACUUAUGGCAAUAGUACAUUUUGGAAUAAUUUUGUUGUUUUUUAUAGAUUUAUUGAUAACUUUUUUGUUUGUUUCUCAGUUUACCUAAUCAGUUGAAGGAUGUUUAAUAAACAUACUGUAUAAUUGUUGAUGCACUUCUAUUAUGAAACAAACCUCGACGUAACUGCAAAUAUAAUACUUAUCAAAAAAUAAUUUAAUGUCGGCCUGGCAUAGCCUGAUGGUUAGGACGCUCGAAUCGCAAACUGUGGGUAGAGGAAUCAAAACAUGUCGCCGAACACGCCCUUUCAGCCGUGGGAGCGUUAUGACGUGACGUUCAUUUCCAAUAUUCGUUGACAAAGAGUAGCCAACGAGUUGGCGGUGAAUGGUUUUGACCAGCUGCUUUCUCUCUUUAGCUUAUCACUUCAAAAUUAGGGACAGAUAGCCCUCGAGUAGCUUUGUGCGAAAUUCAAUGAAAUAGCUUUCAGUCUCAUCGAAGGUAUGAUAAGUAAAUAAAUAAGGUGACUUUUGAAACAAUAAUUUAUAUGAUUUAUAUAUAUGAUUGAGGAAAUUCCAAUAAAGAAAUAUAUUUAUGUUAACUGUUCUUCACUGUUCUCUCCAAAAUCUACUAUUUGGUAUUUUCAAGAAUGCCACUUUAUUGAUACAUAAACUAGGCGAUCCAAAGUUCAAACGUAGCCAUCCUUAAUUUAUAACGCUGAGAACAGAGAGGGCUACUUUUAACUGAAUAGUGAGAUUUAUUGUCACAGUACUAAUGUCCCCAUAGUUGAAAAGCCUGUUCAAGACCAUAUUGUGGCUCGAAUCUUUGAUCUUCUGAUCCUCACCUUCGCACUCUAACCACGAGGCCACGUCCAGCCGUCCAAAAGCCGAAACAAUGUUAUAUAUAUAUAUAUACAGAUGAAUACUCUACUAAGAAAAAAUUGCACAGUUGUAAUAGGAAAAUAUACCUCUAAUUCCAUGUAAAUGUAAGGAAUCCGUAAUUUUAUCUAUGGUAUUGCAUUAUUAAAGUUUUGUUUACAUGUGGUUGGUGAUUUUACUUUUAAGCUGUGAUUUCGUAAUAUGCCAAAUAAAUUUCAGUUGAUAAAAAAUAAGCUCAUAAAUAUUUGCAGAAAAUAAUCAAACAUAUUUGUUGUCAUAGUUUUGAGAAUGUGGUUGUUGUUGUGCCUUAAACAUGAGCAAAGUGUUUCUAAAGAAACUAUCUAGUCUUGGCUGAAUUUGUCUUUGUAAUAUACGUUUUGUUGUUUAUAUUUAACGUUUGAAUUAAAUUAUUUCAUAUUUACUUAACAUAAAAAAAAAA